GCGUGCAAGACUCUCCAUUUGCGUAAAUUAGAUCACAAGACUACAUUUUGGAUUAACAGCUGCAAUUUUUUAGCAUGCCGAAGGCAUUGAAAAAGCGGGGUCAGACCCAUAUUGCAUCUGCUGCGUCGAAACCGUACCAGAAAGCUUCACCAGCAUCGACCAACUCGGCUAGCACCAAUCUUAUUUCACCGAACACUUCUCUGGGGCAGCAUUUUCUCAAGAACCCUGCUGUAAUAAGUUCGAUUAUAGACAAGGCUGGAUUAAAGGCAACGGAUGUUGUGCUUGAGAUCGGACCAGGAACAGGAAACAUGACUGUUCCGAUGUUGCAACGGGCCAAGAAGGUUGUCGCCCUGGAGUUCGAUUCUAGAAUGGUUCGCGAGGUUCUGAAAAGAACCGAGGGCACGGAUUUGGCACAUAAACUUCAGGUUAUACAGGGUGACGCUAUGAAGACAGCUUGGCCAUUUUUUGAUUGUAUGAUUGCAAACUUGCCCUAUCAGAUUAGUUCUCAAGUCGUCUUUAAACUUCUUUCUCAUCGGCCCAUGUUUCGUUGUGCCGUUCUCAUGUUUCAAGAGGAGUUCGCUUUGCGUCUCUCUGCUCGCCCCGGGGAGGCACUGUACUGCCGCCUUUCUGUGAAUACGCAGCUACUGGCAAAGGUAGAUCAGCUAUUGAAAGUUGGGAAACAAAAUUUUCGCCCGCCACCGAAGGUAGAGUCCCGUGUUGUGCGUAUUGAGCUAAAAAAUCCUCCUCCUCCUGUGAAUUUUACUGAAUGGGACGGAAUGAUUCGAUUGUUAUUUAAUCGAAAAAACAAAACGCUUCGCUCGGUUCUAAAUACAAAGUCAGUUAUGAAAUUGCUGGAGGAUAAUCGGAGAACAGUUCAGUCACUUCAUCCCGAAAAGAUGGUCGACGGUCGACCCGCUCAAGUUAUCGUGGAAGAGAUUUUGGAAAGAGAUUCAUGGAAAGGACAGCGUGCAGCAAAACUUGAUCUAGACGACUUCUUACAGCUGCUUGCUGAGUUCAACGAGGCUGGAAUUCAUUUUAAUUGA
Messenger RNA from Phaeodactylum tricornutum CCAP 1055/1, 1043 nucleotides. RefSeq lists its product with no specific name. Bases 75 to 1043 code for a protein of 322 amino acids. The transcript has 3 exons. Gene Ontology annotation, cellular component: mitochondrial matrix. The record is from RefSeq and is a predicted model, not a curated record. Gene Ontology annotation, biological process: rRNA methylation. Gene Ontology annotation, molecular function: rRNA (adenine-N6,N6-)-dimethyltransferase activity. NCBI's taxonomy places the organism in Eukaryota, Bacillariophyta, Bacillariophyceae, Surirellales, Neidiaceae.